Lottia gigantea (owl limpet) is the source of this 1397-nucleotide messenger RNA. RefSeq lists its product as hypothetical. Lineage: Eukaryota; Metazoa; Mollusca; Gastropoda; Lottiidae. Gene Ontology annotation, biological process: late endosome to vacuole transport; autophagosome assembly; cellular response to nitrogen starvation. The transcript has 14 exons. Gene Ontology annotation, cellular component: phagophore assembly site; phosphatidylinositol 3-kinase complex, class III, type I; phosphatidylinositol 3-kinase complex, class III, type II. Bases 51 to 1397 code for a protein of 448 amino acids. The record is from RefSeq and is a predicted model, not a curated record.
CAGAGAGGAUAUUACUAACAUUUCUUACGAAGCUUCAAAUAAAUUUAAAGAUGUCAGCUAUCAGGGCUGAACCAGGAAAAUCUGGUACAACAAAUGUCAGUUUUGUCUGUCAAAGAUGUCAGCAACCUUUGAAAUUAGAGAAAUCUUUUUGUAAUGUAGAUCAAACUCUUUUCACUGAUCUGUCAGCACCAUUAACAAGAACUAUCAAUGAGCAAGAUGAAACCUUACAAAUUUAUAUCAGGUCUGACCAACAGCCUGUCGAUUAUGAAGAUGAUGAAAAUAUUGUAAGAAAGAAAAUUUCCUCAGACAUCUGUGAAGAGUUACAAGCUAGUCAUGACUUUACAUUAAUAGGUGAAACUGGACCAGGCAGUAUGGAAAAUCUCAGUCAAAGAUUGAAGGUGACAGCUAUUUUGUUUGACAUAAUGUCUGGUCAGUCUGAAGUUGAUCAUCCACUUUGUGAGGAAUGUACAGACACCUUAUUAGACCACUUAGAUAAUCAGCUGAAGAUCACUGAGGAUGAAUGUCGAGAUUACAGAGAUUUUUUAACACAAUUAGAUCAUGAAAAAGAAGAUAUAAAUGAGAAAGCUUUGGAUGAGGAGUUAAAACAGUUAAAAUUAGAAGAAGAGACAUUAUAUAAACAACUGGCCCUAGCUGAGAAUCAGCAAGAUGAAGUCAUGUCCAAAUUGAAAGAAGAAGAAGAAAACUCGAGAUUAUUAGAUGAAGAAGAAGAAAAAUAUUGGAAAGAAUAUAAUGAGUAUAAAAGACAGGCUACAGAAUUAGAUGAUGAACAGAGAAGUAUUGAUAACCAACUAAGAUAUGCUCAAACACAACUUGAUAAGUUAAAGAAAACCAAUGUUUUUAAUGCCACAUUUCAUAUCUGGCAUAGUGGACAUUUUGGUACUAUAAAUAAUUUUAGACUUGGUAGAUUGCCCAGUGUUCAAGUUGAAUGGAAUGAGAUUAAUGCUGCAUGGGGUCAAACAGUUCUAUUACUUCAUUCUUUAGCAAGGAAAAUGAAUCUAACUUUUCAAAGGUUCAGAUUAGUUCCAUAUGGAAACCAUUCCUAUUUAGAAUCAUUAAUGGAGAAAAAUAAAGAACUGCCUCUAUAUGGCUCAGGUGGUGUAAGGUUUUUCUGGGACACAAAGUUUGAUCAAGCUAUGGUUGCAUUUUUAGAUUGUCUGCAACAGUUUAAGGAAGAAGUAGAACGAGGAGACACAGGAUUUUGUUUACCAUAUAGAAUGGAGAAAGGAAAAAUAGAAGAUUCAAACUCUGGCAAUUCUUAUUCCAUUAAAAUACAGUUUAAUUCAGAAGAACAGUGGACCAAAGCUCUGAAAUUUAUGCUGACAAAUUUGAAAUGGGGUUUAGCUUGGGUUUCAUCUCAGCUCAUAUCAGAUAAAUAG